This is a messenger RNA of Anthostomella pinea, 1317 nucleotides long. The record is from the annotation of a GenBank genome assembly. NCBI's taxonomy places the organism in Eukaryota, Fungi, Ascomycota, Sordariomycetes, Xylariales, Xylariaceae.
AUGCAGGACAUCACGAAGUCUGGCCGUCCCGCAACGGCCUCCGACCAUGACCUGCCUCUAGACACCGACGCAACCGCUGUCGAUGCUGCACUGCUGCCACCGCCACCAACAUUAUUGGCUGACCAGCGAAGAACGCAGAGCGCGCCCGACGCCGUGCCCGUGGAUCCCAAGGUCCGACUCGAGGACGCGUCCCCAUUACAAUCAUCGACACAGUCCAUCCCCAAGCUGCCUACGACGCGAAAGAGCCUGUCGGACGCACGACCGGAUGAGAAGGGCAGACACAGUGAACAGUUCGACAGGCGUUACGAUGGACCUUUUGGUCGCCCGAGCCUGGUUAUGGGCCGCCGGCCCAGUAUAGCCCUGAGUGUGAUUCCUGAGCCUGAGCGAACCCACGUCAUGGACGACAACGAGGCCGUCACCGAUCGAGGGACUGUGCCCUUCCAGCCUCGGCCCCCGCCGCUCAACUACACCCUCCGAACACGCAAGGCCGCCAUAUUCUAUUUCUGGAGCAUAACCGUCUUCGACACCGUCGUUUGUCCCCUUGUGUUGUAUUUCGGACUGUGGUAUGGUGUCGGGCCGGGAAAUCCGGACAACCAGAAACUGAGCGCCAAUACUGUUUUCAGUAUUGUGACUGCCGCCAUUGGAGGUGCAGCUAUCUUUGAGUACUUCCUCAGGGGCUGGAGACUGUGGAGAAAAAACAGCACUUGUCGCGCUAUCGGUGCCACAGAACAGAGAUGGCUUUUUGAUUGGUUUCACUGGUGGUACACCGCCGCCUGGGUUAUCGUCAUGAUUGAGUUGAUUAUUGGUUCGGUUCAAGAAGAUCCGUUUAUCCGGCUCCUUGCCAUGCCGCUCGCUACGAUGCUAUAUGUCUUCGGCACCCUGCUCCUCGUCAUCGACGUCUGCCGAUACUUCCACGUACCGGCACCAGUGCGCCUAUCGUCGGUCCCUCGCGGCUCACAAUUGCGGCCCGGCAUCUAUCCGCUCAUCGAAGAUAUAUGUGCCGUUGAUGGAAGCGGCGGGACCGAUUUCCGAAUCGCCUUGGACAAGCGGUAUGAGGCAAGCCACGUCUUCCGGACCAUGCUGAGGAGACUGGGCAUCUUCUGGGCGGUUGGCUCAGAAGGGUGUGCCGUCAUGAUGACCAUCCUCAUAUUCAGCCUCAACAACACGGACAUUGCCUAUGCGAUAGGCUGGGGCGUCCCUUUCGUAUGGGCGGGUAUAUGGGCCGCGGCUACGACGUGGUAUGUGUCGCGGGAGCUGAAGAAAGAGGAGACCCUAUGGAAGGAGAAGAUAUCAAAGACUCAGAUGGAAACGGCAUAA